This is a messenger RNA of Peronospora farinosa, 798 nucleotides long. The record is from the annotation of a GenBank genome assembly. Lineage: Eukaryota; Oomycota; Peronosporomycetes; Peronosporales; Peronosporaceae.
AUGCACGCCGUUUCUUCGUACAUACUCAUGGGUAUCGCUCUUACUGGUGCAGCAGAUUUCACAGCUAUAGCGCAUCACAUACACCCCUCGCAUGUUGUGCGGAGACUGGAGAUGGACAUGAGCGGCAUGGAUAUGACACCAUCGACUUUAAUGGAGAAAAAAGCCUCGUCCACUACGUCAGAUGAUGACUAUAAAUGCCCUGUAUGUGGAAUGUCCACUAAGGACAUGAACUACGACAACUUGAACCAUAUUGGCUUUGUUAAUGGACAGAUUGUCUACACAUGCGGCAUGGCACCGCGUUCCUUUGACGGUUACAAGAUGGACUAUACUGACACGGCAUAUUUGGCCGCCAAUAUGGCUGAGUUUAUCGUAAACAUUACGGACAUUACGGCCUACGCCGAGUGUGAGAACUCGUGUGAAGCGUGUGGUGAUGGCAUCAAGGACCCUGUCACAGGUGACAAUGUGACCACGUCCAAUUACCAAUACGUGUGUCUAUCGAACGGGCAAAAGCUCUAUUUUGCAUCCACGACCAGCAAGAACAAGUACUUGACUAAUGUCAACUUGGAGCCGCGCUAUCUUGUGGACAGCAUCAUCUGCCACAACAAAACGUGCUUGGACGCCGAUAAAAUCACCGAGCUUAGCGCCGCGGCAAAGGCAUUCGUGCCAGACCUCUUGACUUCAAACAACCGUGGCUCAGCUAUUGCCAGCGACUCGAGUGCCGCCGUGUCGGUGAAGGCCCUGGCUAGUCUGACUUUUGUGAUUGCGAGCGGGAUGGUGGUACUGGCUGCGAUGGCUUAG